Messenger RNA from Alnus glutinosa, 1250 nucleotides. Its product is annotated as serine/arginine-rich splicing factor RS2Z32-like. Gene Ontology annotation, molecular function: zinc ion binding; mRNA binding. The record is from RefSeq and is a predicted model, not a curated record. Gene Ontology annotation, cellular component: nuclear speck. Gene Ontology annotation, biological process: mRNA splicing, via spliceosome. The transcript has 7 exons. Bases 98 to 1036 code for a protein of 312 amino acids. Lineage: Eukaryota; Viridiplantae; Streptophyta; Magnoliopsida; Fagales; Betulaceae.
GUUCGUUCUAUAAAUAAAAAAUAUCCGCAGCAGCCAAGUCUCUGUUCGAAAGCGCUAGGGUUAACGAAUUCUUGUUCAUCACCUUCUAAGUGUGAAAAUGCCUCGUUAUGAUGAUCGAUAUGGUGGUAGUAAGACACGUCUGUAUGUCGGUCGCUUGUCUUCCCGGACACGUUCACGUGAUCUGGAACGCCUUUUCAGCAGAUAUGGGAGAGUACGAGAUGUGGAUAUGAAGCGCGAUUAUGCCUUUGUUGAAUUUAGUGAUCCCCGAGAUGCUGAUGAUGCUCAAUAUAGCCUAAAUGGACGGGAUUUUGAUGGAAGCCGUGUUAUUGUGGAAUUUGCAAAGGGGCAGGGGCCACGUGGAUCCCGAGAACUUUUGGGUAGAGGUCCCCCUCCUGGAUCUGGACGCUGCUUUAAUUGUGGCAUUGAUGGCCAUUGGGCCCGUGAUUGCAAAGCUGGAGACUGGAAGAACAAGUGUUAUCGUUGUGGAGAAAGAGGUCAUAUAGAAAAGAACUGCAAGAACAGUCCCAAGAAGAUAAAGCGUGGAAGAAGUUAUUCAUUAUCACCGGGUAGAUCACUCUCCCCUCGUCGUGGCAGAAGCCGUAGCCGAAGUUACAGCAGAGGCCGCAGCUACAGCCGGUCAAGAUCCCCAUUAAGGAGAGAGAGAAGCCUCGAGCGUGAAGAGCGAUCACGGAGCCCUCGCAACAGAAGCCCUGAGCCGAGGAAAAGUCCACCUCCCUCAAAGGGGAGAAAACGGAGCCUAAGUCCUGAUGAAGGUAGCCCCCAGGAGGCGAGACGCACCCCAUCUCCAAAAAAUGGUAGAUUGGCUGCUGAGCAAGAUGGGUCCAUUUACAGUGAGAGCCCUAGGAGAAAGAGCAGAAGUCCUUUUAGCCCUGAAGGAGAGUCUCCUGUCGGCAGGAGCUAUCCAAGUCCUGAAGCUAAUGGCCAUGGCCGCAGUGUCAGCCCUAAUGAUGAUAGGAGCCCUAUUGAUGAAGAUGGUGACAACCGCCGGUCUCCGAGAGCCAGUAUGUCACCCUGAAAUAUGUUUGCUGGAGAAAGUUAAAGUCUCUUUGCAUAUACAUGGGGAUCUAUUAGAAGAACAAAUACCUGCUUGUAUUCAUGUGCAUUUGCCAUAGUAAUUCAACUUCAAACUGGGUAAACAUUAUUGGGAUGAAUGAGCAAGUUGAAAUUUGUGAUGCUGAGAUUUGGGUUUUCGUCAAUUCUAAGAAUCUUUCUUUUUCUUUUUCUUUUUC